This is a messenger RNA of Peromyscus leucopus (white-footed mouse), 868 nucleotides long. RefSeq names its product mitochondrial ribosomal protein L17 (gene Mrpl17). Lineage: Eukaryota; Metazoa; Chordata; Mammalia; Rodentia; Cricetidae. The record is from RefSeq and is a predicted model, not a curated record. Gene Ontology annotation, biological process: translation. Gene Ontology annotation, molecular function: structural constituent of ribosome. Bases 76 to 606 code for a protein of 176 amino acids. Gene Ontology annotation, cellular component: ribosome; mitochondrial large ribosomal subunit. The transcript has 3 exons.
UCUCCGCCCCCUUCCCCGCCGCAGUUUCCCUUUCCGGCCCCCCCCAUCCCCGGGAGGUGGGGCUAAGGUGGGAACAUGAGGUUGUCGCUCGCAGCCGCUAUCUCCCACGGCCGUGUCUACCGCCGCUUGGGCCUCGGUCCGGAGUCGCGCAUCCACCUGCUGCGGAACUUGCUCACGGGCCUAGUGCGCCACGAACGUAUCGAGGCGUCAUGGGCACGCGUGGACGAGAUGAGGGGCUACGCGGAGAAGCUUAUCGACUAUGGAAAGCUAGGAGACACCAACGAACGAGCCAUGCGCAUGGCUGACUUCUGGCUCACUGAGAAGGACUUGAUCCCAAAGCUGUUUAAAGUACUAGCACCUCGGUUCCAAGGUCAGAAUGGGAACUACACAAGAAUGCUGCAGAUCCCGAAUCGGAAGGAGCAAGAUCGGGCCAAGAUGGCAGUGAUCGAAUAUAAAGGGAACUGCCUCCCUCCCCUGCCUCUGCCUCACAGAGACAGCAACCUCACUCUCCUAAACCAGCUGCUACUGGGACUGAAGCAGGACCUGCACCAUAACCAGGAAGCAAGCCUCCACAGCUCCCACACGGUUCAAACACCAAAGACUUAACUGGAGCAGGAGAGUGAAUAGCUAGCUCUCAUAGGUGUGUUCACCGGUCUUGGAGCUCUUAUAAUGGGUGACAACUGGAAGUGGCGUUGUAAAGUGGCCCGUCGAAAUGGAGCCCAGACCUUCCUGCUGGCUCAUGGUCCUCUCUUUGCACAAUAGAUAAAAUUUUGAUCUGACUGUAUGAAACUGAUUUUCUUUUCUUUCCUGGGAUUUCUGGAAAGUGAGAGGCACCUAAGAUAGUAAAUUCGCAGCUUGUGUUUCUGAA